This is a messenger RNA of Cercospora beticola, 1122 nucleotides long. It is a transcript of the gene MAK3, whose product is annotated as peptide alpha-N-acetyltransferase MAK3. Gene Ontology annotation, molecular function: protein-N-terminal amino-acid acetyltransferase activity. Lineage: Eukaryota; Fungi; Ascomycota; Dothideomycetes; Mycosphaerellales; Mycosphaerellaceae. The record is from RefSeq and is a predicted model, not a curated record. Gene Ontology annotation, cellular component: NatC complex. Gene Ontology annotation, biological process: N-terminal peptidyl-methionine acetylation.
AUGCAAGCAGCCGUUGAAGACUUUCACAUGCCAGACAAUCGAAUCUCAUAUCGUGGAUCUUGGCUUCUCUCAACACUCUUCACAUGUCACACAAGCGGCCGAGACUCACAUCCGAUGCCCGCUUCAAGACCAUCCCGACCGAAAACUCAAUCUAAUGAACAACUCCGCCGAGUCCGAGGCCGAUACUGCCAAGACCGAAGCAACCAGCAGCAAGAAGAAGACGACCUCAGACUCAGAUUCUGCUGACGAAAUUCGCUACAUCUGCUACGGCUCCGAGAAAGAAUCACCAUGGCUUCCCGCCAUCAAACAGCUUAUCUCCAAAGACCUUUCCGAGCCUUAUAGUAUUUACGUCUACCGCUACUUUCUCUACCAAUGGGGGAAGUUAUGCUUCUUAGCACUUAAUCCCCAAGAUGAACUCAUCGGAGUCAUCGUCUGCAAACUCGAACCCCACCGCGGAGGACCUCUCCGCGGCUACAUCGCAAUGCUCGCCACGCGAGAAGACCAACGCGGAAAAGGCAUAGCAAGUAAACUCGUUCGCAUGGCAUGCGAAGCUAUGAUUGAAGAGAAUGCAGAUGAAAUCGCCCUCGAAACCGAAACCCACAACCUCCCCUCCCUAAAAAUCUACGAAAAACUCGGCUUCAUCAGAUCGAAACGCCUUCACCGAUACUAUCUGAACGGCAACACGGCUUAUAGGUUGAUCUUAUAUUUGAAGGAUGGGAUUCCAUAUCAGCCGACUUUUCCGCCUAUGGAUUAUGGGCCGAAUUCUGCGGAGGGGGCGUUGUAUGGAAGUGGAGAGGAUCCGACGAAGGCUAUGUUGGGGAGCGAGGAUUUGAUUGAGAGGCAGGCGGCGCAGAUGAGGAUUGAGGAGGGGGGUAGAGGUGGGUGAUUUUGUGUUGUUGUGAGGUACUUGGGAGAAUUGAGUGAGCUGAUCAGAGGUCAUGGUUGAUUUUGGCGAACAGGCUUUGAUGGUGAGAUUGACUUUUGAGAUCGAGAGGAUUUCGACAUACAAGUUGCAGCACGGCGUGAAAGCAUUGCGGUGGUGGUUUUGGGGAAGCUAUUACGAUGAUCGAUACAAACUUUUGCAGCCCAAGAUUCUGAUCUCCUGGGCUAUGUAAUGCUGAA